AUGAACACCAUGAACCCAAUAUGCACCAAUACCGGUGGUAGCCCAGGUGAUAGGAGUGCGAACCAGCAUGCUAUGAGCGUAACUACCAUGAUCUCGGCGAGCAGGAUAUCUCCCAUCAACCUCAAUCUUUUCACCUCUGAAGAGUGGGAUCGCCCUUGUUUUGGGGGAGGCUCUUCGGCAAACACCCUGACGAGUGGCACUCAGGACCCAAGCAAGGAGUACGCGUUAGACAGAACAUUGCCCGUCGAUGAGUCGGCCGAAUUCGCGCGGGUAGAGAAGCUGGUUCAGGCUGAGAAGGAGAUUGAGGCCUUGAAAGAGCAAAAUAUCGUGCUCCAAAACCGGGUAGCCAAUCUCAAGAGUGAAGUAACGCAGGUUACAGUUUGGAGCCAGAAUCUUCAAACAUAUUUAUUUGAUUACAGCUCUUGGGCGAGGGAUGCUAUGGGGGAAGUUAUUAGCCACAUCAGUGAUGACUGGGUGAUGGAUGGGGAGGUAGAGUAG
Morchella sextelata is the source of this 498-nucleotide messenger RNA. RefSeq lists its product as uncharacterized. NCBI's taxonomy places the organism in Eukaryota, Fungi, Ascomycota, Pezizomycetes, Pezizales, Morchellaceae. The record is from RefSeq and is a predicted model, not a curated record. The transcript is spliced from 3 exons. Bases 1 to 498 code for a protein of 165 amino acids.